Messenger RNA from Microcebus murinus (gray mouse lemur), 1802 nucleotides. It is a transcript of the gene GLT6D1, whose product is annotated as glycosyltransferase 6 domain containing 1. Lineage: Eukaryota; Metazoa; Chordata; Mammalia; Primates; Cheirogaleidae. Gene Ontology annotation, molecular function: hexosyltransferase activity. Gene Ontology annotation, cellular component: Golgi apparatus; vesicle; membrane. The record is from RefSeq and is a predicted model, not a curated record. Gene Ontology annotation, biological process: carbohydrate metabolic process.
ACCACCCACAGAAGACUCCGGGACCAGGGUCUUUGAUCCAGACCCGAAGACAUGCUGCUCGGGAAGUGCCUGUCCUCCUGGGCCGAGGCCGGCCGGCCCUCCUAGUCCCCCUGACCCAAGAUACGGGGGCCCUUGCUGAGGGACAGAGCACAGCUCGCAGGCCGCAGUAAAUCGGGAGCGCAAAACCGUGCCCGGCUGAAGCUCGCCCGGGACGGCCUCACACGGAGCACUGCCUGCUAGGGAUGGGACGUGGGCCACGACCGUGAUGCCCACCUUCCCAGUGGCCACGUUAUAAAAGGUGAAAAAAAAACAUGCAGGAAGUCGCCCUCGCCAGGACCUCGUUCCAUGUUCACAGUCAGUGAGUUUCUCCCGCCUGGCCGAGGUCUGCUUGGCAGGCUCACGGGCACCAGACACUCGGAGGGCACCCGCCCGGCCUCGGGGAGCAGCCCGCACCGUGGGACCUUGAGGCAGAGCUGACGCUACCCCCGCACACCCUGGGCAUCUCCCAAAGGCUGAAGGUUCUAGAAGCACGCCCUUAGGAGACAAUGAAUUAUAAAAGAAGGAUGCUGUUACUGAUCUCGUCUACUUUAUUGCUGAUCUUGGUGGACCGUCAUUUCAGGAAGCAAGAAGAACUUCAGCUCUCAGACUGGUUCACACCCAGUAAUCGCUUUGAUGUCAUCACGACCACGGACUGGCUGGCUCCGGUCAUAUGGGACGGGACUUUCGACAGAGAGGCCCUGGAGAAGCAUUACAGAGGGCGGAACAUCACCGUGGGCCUGGCUGUCUUUGCUACCAGCAGGGUCUCAGAGAAGUACGUGAGGACCUUCCUGCUGUCGGCGAACAGGCACUUCAUGCCGGGCCACAGAGUGAUCUUCUACGUCCUGGCGGGCGCCCUCUUCAACCGGCCGGACGUGGUGCUGGGCCCGCGGCGCUCGCUCCGGGUGCUGCCGGUGGGCAGGGAGAGCUGGUGGUUCGACGCGAACCUGGUGCACAUGAGGAGCCUGGGGGAGUACAUCGUGGGCCGCAUCCAGGCCGAGGUGGACUUCCUCUUCAGCAUGACGCCCAACCAGGUGUUCCAGCACGAGUUCGGGGUGGAGGCGCUGGGCGCGUCCGUGGCCCAGCUCCACCCCUGGUGGUACUUCAGAGACGCCAAGGACUUCCCCUACGAGCGGAAGCCCGGCUCGGCGGCCUACAUCCCCUUUGGGCAGGGGGACUUCUACUACGACGGCUCCCUGGUGGGCGGCACGCCCCUCCACGUCCUCAGCUUCAUCGAGAAGUACCUGUACGGGGCCACCCACGACGUCCAGAAGGGGCUCAACAGCACCUACGAAAAGCACCUGAACAAAUACUUCUUCCUGCACAAGCCCACCACGGUGCUGUCGCCCGAGUACAACUGGGACGCCGCCUUCUACCCGCCGGCCCAGGUGCACUACGUGCGGGUGGUGCACCACUCGGGGAGGAAGCUGGACGACCCGCCCGGGUUUCGCGAGGACUGGUAGGCGCGCCCCGGCGGGCGGCGGGGGACGACGCGCCUCCUCACCCUGCGUCUCCCAGAGGCGAGAGAACCCACGCCCUUCCGAAACGCACGCCCCUUCCUCCCGCGGGCCGCGAGCCGCCCAGGCCAGCCAGUGCCGGGCAGAGCGGCAGCGCCCCUGCGCCUGACGCCACUGUGUACACGCCGUGGGCAGCGUGGGGGUACUUCCCGCGUGGAAGGGACUUUAUUUUUUUAUUUAACGUUCACAGCGUGGGAAAGUGCUGAUAUGCGAAGGGGGAAAAUAAAUCUUAGCUCCUCUGCAAACAAA